AUGUCGUCCCUUAAGUACUUGGGGUCUUCGUCUGAUUCCUCCGAGGGCGAUGCGUGGGCGUCAUCGAGAAAAAGCUCGAAGAAAAAAAGGCCUCGGCUAGAACAUCGUUCGAGUGAUCCUGAAGAGGGUGAAAUUCCCAGUGAUGCGCUUGACGAUGACGAGGACGAUGGCUUAGAUGAUGAAUUAUAUGGCGGUGAAGAGGAUAAGCAACGUCUACUAAAAAUGAGUGAAAAAGAAAGGGAGGAGGAGCUUUACCGUAGGAGCGAACGACGUGAAGCUAUGAAGAUCCGGAGAGAUGUGAAGAAGAGACUCAAGGAGAAGAAAGAAAAGGAAAAAGCUGAACGUGCGAAUAGGGAGGGCUCACGUGACUCAAUGAAAGAAAAGUUGUCUAAGCCAAUUAAGAAAAGUUCCGCUUACGCCAAUGUAUAUAGUUCGGAUAGUGAUCAAGGAAGCAGUUCAGAAGAUGAAUCCAUUAAGAGUGGUCUUCGGGAUCGCAAACUCACCCUGGCCAUGCAAAAGGUGCCUAGGCGGUCUAAGCGGCUACAAGAACUUGCUGAUCGUCGGAAGGAGCUGAAAAGCAAAAAGGAAAUUGUUUAUUCUGGCUCUGAUGACGAACGUGCAGAGUCGCAUCUGCAAUCAAAACAUCAUCCUCGAAAAGGCGUUUAUUCUAGUUCGUCGUCAGAUUCCGACUCCAGUCGUUCUGUGAUUGAACAGUCCGUCCAAAAGCGAAGAAGUACAUCCAGUUAUUCUCGGUCAUCUUCCACACCAUCGAGCGACUCCAGUGACGACGAUCGUGGUCGUAGUCGCUCACCAGAGGUUGAAUACAUAACUACGCUUGAGCAGCUCUCUAAAAUACGUCUUUCACGGUUCAAGUUGGAGAAAUGGGUUCACAUGCCCUUCUUUGAUACUCUAGUAAAGGGUUGCUUUGUGCGAAUUCACAUUGGUCAGUGCAGGAAUGCUGCUGUCUACCGAUGUGGAGAAAUUGUUGACGUGAAGGAGAUGGCUAAACCAUAUGACUUGGGCAAAACAAGGACAAAUAAAGGCAUUGUUAUUCGACUGGGCAAGGAUCAACACACUUUUCGUCUGAUGUUCGUGUCUAACUCGGAAUUUUUGGCGGCGGAAUUUGAGAGUUGGAAAAAGUACUCAAAUCAGGCUGGCAUUAAGCCACCCACAACCUCAUUCAUUGCACAAAAGGCCGCCGAAAUCCACAAGUACUUGACUAAUCCCAUUAGUGAUGAGCGUGUUAUUAUACAAUCCAAGCGACGUUUCCAAAAGGUUCCCGUCAAUUUUGCUUUGAAGAAGGCAGAGUUGCUGAAGCAGCGUGAACUGGCAAAUGAAAACAAUGACACAGAUGCCAUACGUCGGAUAGACAUGGAGUUGGAUGAGUUGGAAACGCAAGCAGAGCGGAUUGAACGACGUCGGACCAUUGGGUUUAAGGCCAUUUCGUCCAUCAACCAACGGAACCGUGCUCUAUCAUUGAAGCAAGCCGAGGAGGCCAUCUUAAAGGAGGCCAGGGAGACAGCAGAGUCCAAUGAAGUUGACCCAUUCACGCGAAUCCAGUCACAGCCUGUAAUCGCUACCAAGAGUUACCUUGAGCGUCUGCGAAAUAUGAGGAACGGAUCGCAUGACAGAGGUACUAGUGACGAGAAAGAUGGAACUGGAGCGGAAGGACAAUCUGAAUCCGGCUUGCAAAUGGAUUCACGCAAAGAGACCAAACCGUUCACAGAUAUUGCACAUCAGCCUAAACCUCCGGAAGAGUCUUUGCACGAUAUACACGAUUUCGAGAUUGACAUCAAUGUGGAGUUGAAUACUAGCAGCAACGGCACAAAUCUCGAUGGCCACGAAUCGAGCAUGCACCGAUCCGUAACAACUCCCAUUGUGCCUAUGCAUGGAUCGACGACAGCUAGCAACGCGGAUCAAGCAAACAGCGACAAACCCAGUCGUCGCUUCCUCAACCUUCAAGAGUACAAGAGACGUCGCGGGCUCAUAUAA
Molecule: messenger RNA, 1992 nt
Organism: Hydatigera taeniaeformis
Lineage: Eukaryota; Metazoa; Platyhelminthes; Cestoda; Cyclophyllidea; Taeniidae
Source: the annotation of a GenBank genome assembly